CGCUCCACCGUGUGAAAAGACUUGAACACGUUUCUGACGUCAAUUCCCUCGAUAUUUUACCUUGGCGUUCUCUGGCAUCUCUCCGUUCACGAAAUAGAUAUCUGCAAAAACUGGGAGAGACAGCACACCAAAAAAAAUACACAUGCAGAGUGAGGUUUUCAGCGCGCCCGUCUUCUCGCUAUUCCUGUCGCCGUUGCUGUCAUCCUCGUUGCAUCUGAACGUUUAGUGUUGCUGCUGCCUCUGGUAGCGUUUGGUUCGCUCGCGUCUGGUGAGCUGCAGGGAAACUGCACUUCAUCCAUAGCGACCCUCGAGGAUGGAGCUAGCGGCAACCGCGCGUGCAUAAUUCCUCUUGAGCGAAAACGGCGCGGAUCAGUUAUAUAUAAAGCUGGCUGUUUCUUGCACUGUCAAAAAGAGGCAGAGGAUCCAACAUGUCUGCAAAAGAAAGACAAAAAGGAAAGCUGACCAAAGACAGCGUUACCUUGCUGCCUUGCUUCUAUUUCGUUGAGCUCCCCAUCCUGGCAUCAUCUGUGGUCAGCCUGUACUUCCUGGAGCUGACGGACGUGUUCAAGCCUGUGCGCUCCGGCUACAGCUGCAAUGACCGCAGCCUGAGUAUGCCCUACAUCGAGCCCACGCACGAGGUCGUCCCCUUCCUCAUGCUGUUCAGCCUUGCCUUCGCUGCCCCAGCGGUCACGAUAAUGAUCGGAGAGGGGAUCCUCUACUGCUGCCUGUCCAGGAGAAGAAUCGGAGGUGGAACGGAGGCCAACAUCAACGCGGCAGGCUGCAACUUCAACUCCUACAUCCGCCGUGCCGUCAGGUUUGUGGGGGUUCACGUGUUCGGGCUGUGCGCCACCGCCCUCAUCACCGACAUCAUCCAGCUGUCGACGGGCUACCACGCGCCAUACUUCCUCACCGUCUGCAAGCCCAACUACACCACACUCAACACCUCCUGCGACGAGAACUCCUUCAUCAUGGAGGACAUCUGCUCCGGGGCCGACCCGGCCGUGAUCAACGCAGGCAGGAAGUCCUUUCCUUCCCAGCAUGCAACCCUGGCAGCCUUCGCCGCUGUGUAUGUCUCUAUGUACUUCAACGCCACCCUGACUGACUCGUCCAAGCUGCUGAAGCCCCUGCUGGUCUUCUCCUUCAUCAUUUGUGCCAUCAUCUGUGGGCUGACACGCAUCAUCCAGUUCAAGAACCAUGCCAUCGAUGUCUACUGUGGCUUUCUCAUCGGCGGGGGAAUCGCUGUCUACUUAGGCCUCUAUGCUGUAGGCAACUUCCAGCCCAGUGAGGACACCACGAUACAGCCCCCAGUCCUCCGCGAGCCGAUCCGGUCCCUGGCGGACCUCGGCCAGGACGCUGCGCGGCACCUGCAGCAAGCCAAGGCUGCCGUCGAUGGUGUGGCAGUGCGCCCAGACAGCGUCCUCAACCGCAACCCACGUGAGGCCGGCUCCCUUGGCAACCUGAAGCGGGCCAGCGCCGACGUGGAGAUCCUGAGCCCCCGCAGCCCCAUGGGCAAGGAGAGCAUGGUGACCUUCAGCAACACCCUGCCCAGGGCGCACACCCCGGCCCUGGAGGAGGUCACCCGCCGCAACGCCACCAUACACGCCUCUAUGGACUCCACCCGCUCCAAGCAGCUGCUCUCGCAGUGGAAGACCAAGAACGAGAGCCGCAAGCUCUCCCUGCAGGUGAUGGAGACGGAGGCUGGCCACUCCCCCCAGCGGACCAUGGAGAUGCGCUGUAGCUCUGAGCCCGUGCGUGUGGGUGUCAACGGCGAACACCAGGGCCCCGCCGGCCAGUAUGUGAAGCUGGCCGCCGGCAGCGCGCCACUCCCCAGUAACAGCAGCGGCAUCGCUGGUGGCGCCCGCGUGUCCAUCCAGUCGCGCCCGGGCUCAUCUCAGCUGGUGCAUAUCCCCGAGGAGACGCAAGAGAACGUCAGCGCCUCCCCUAAGAACAGCUCGGCGCGCUCCAAGUGGCUGAAGGUGGCAGAGAAGAGCGCGGCCUGCCGGGCCAACAGCCAGCCGCGCAUCAUGCAGGUGAUCGCCAUGUCCAAGCAGCAGGGCCUGUUGCAGGGCAGCCCCAAGAGCUCAGAGGGCAGCACGGUCAGCUGCACCGGCUCCAUCCGCUACAAGGCCCUGACGGACCAGGAGCCCGGUGGAAUCGUACGGGUGGAGGCACACCCAGAGAACAGCCGGCCGGUGGUGCAGCCCCCCUCCACAGAUGGAAGCGGCUCAUGGAAGUGGAAGCCCCCCCAGGAGCGGGGCAGCAUCCGCCAGUCUUUCGAGCUCAAUGACCUGAACCGGGACUCGGAGAGCAGUGAGUCGCUCAAGGACGGCUACGGUCCUGGAGACCGGAAGCGGGCCAACCCAGAGGUCAUCAGCAUAGGCAGCGGCGUCGGUGGUGGUGGUGGGGUCGGCGAGCCCCACGCACACCACCACCACCAUCACCACCACCAUCACCACCCACACGGGAUCACCACCAUCCGCGUGACGCCGGUGGAGGGGAGCGAGGCGGCCUCCGAGACCCUCUCCAUCGCCUCCAGCCGGGACUCCACCCUCCGCAGGAAAGGAAACAUCAUCCUGAUCCCAGAGAGAGGAAGCAGCCCUGACGACACCCGGAACAUCUUCUACAAGGGGACUUCACCCACCCCGACCCCCACCCCAACUUUCAAGGAGUGAGCUGCCCUCCCCCCAUCCCCAGUGUGGCCUUGUUCCCUGGAUUUACAUAAGAGUGGCAGAAGAAUGAAGCCCACGCUCCUCGGAAAUGAAUCCCUUGAACCACCCCCACUCCCACCCCACCCGCCAAGAGUGCUGUAUAACCCAGUCCAUUACUCGUAAUCUUUUCAAUAUACUGCUCAAGACUUCAUGUGUGCUUUUAGUUUUUUGUCUAAUUUUUAAUAUUCACACAAAAGCACAAUUCGUCGCAGCGCCCUUUGCUUUGUAUUCAGUGGGCAAUGGUUUUGUUUUUGUGGGGGUUUUUUACUGUAAUCAUUUAAUAUGAACGCCGUCAGUCUGCAAAGUCCACUAAAGCUGAAUAUACUAUAUUGUGCCAAAUUUUGUAGAAACAUAGUCUUGGGUGAAGAUUACCAUCUUUUUGAUUGUUUGCUUUUUUGAUGUCCAGUGCUUUCUCUUUCUCUCUUUCUCUCUCUCUCUCUCGAA
Molecule: messenger RNA, 3152 nt
Organism: Megalops cyprinoides (Indo-Pacific tarpon)
Lineage: Eukaryota; Metazoa; Chordata; Actinopteri; Elopiformes; Megalopidae
Gene: plppr4a
Product: phospholipid phosphatase related 4a
Exons: 7
Coding region: 429-2672 (747 amino acids)
Biological process (GO): signal transduction; axonogenesis; phospholipid dephosphorylation
Molecular function (GO): phosphatidate phosphatase activity
Source: RefSeq, a predicted model, not a curated record